Messenger RNA from Oldenlandia corymbosa var. corymbosa, 4730 nucleotides. The record is from the annotation of a GenBank genome assembly. Lineage: Eukaryota; Viridiplantae; Streptophyta; Magnoliopsida; Gentianales; Rubiaceae.
AGGGGAAAACAGCGGCACCGAUUUCUUAACGACUCGGUUCCCGGAAUUUGGAGGGGAAAUAAGAAGGAGAAAUAUUAUAAAAGAAUUAAAUUGUACAGAAAUUUGCCGCAAUUCUUCAGAGGGAGUAAUCUGUAAAUUCUAGGGUUUCUUAAUUCAAUGAUCAAUUAAUUGGUGGUUCUUCAUUCAUUCAGAAGCUUAAACCCUCACUGCUCGCCUAUUACCCGAAGUCGAAGAUUGACUCCAGCCUCCGCUAAUCAGAUUAUUCCAGAAGGUUGCAGAUGAUGUAGAAGCUCUGUCAUUUUGGCAAUUGAGGCUGUGACUUCCUCUGUGGCCGUUAAUGCUGCCGAAAUUUCUGGAAAAGUAUUGUUAAUGCUGCUUCGUUAGGGACGGAGCAAUGGAGGAUUGGCAGUUACUGGACAGUUUAGGGGUCACAUCAGUGAAACCUGAAGACAUAGAGCGGCAUGUGUUGGAGAAGGUGUGUAUAAUGAAUAUGUAUUUAUCUUACAAAAAGAAAAGAAAAGAACAAGAACAAGAAACAAUGAUCUAUCUGGAAGCUGCUGUCACUAAAUUUUGACACGGCUGAUCAUCUGGUUAUAUUAACCUCUAAAUGUUAGGUUAGUUUUGGCUAUUUGUAUCUAUCUAGUUGAUCGUAAAGUUCCAGGUGCAUAAAGUUGGAUAAUGCAGGUGAAAGUCUCUUACUUUCCAAUUGUUUUGCUGCUCAUUGCUUCCGCAAACCUCCAGAUUUUGAAAUGUGUCUUCUUUGUCAACUCCAAUCUUGUUUUGGUUAAGGUUGACAGUGAUACUGUGAGUAUAUAUAAUUGCUUUGAUAUUUUUCCCCUGGUAAAGUUAGUGCCAUAUCUGCAGACUUCAACUGUUUGACAAAUUGGAUUUCAGUUGAAUACACGGGAAUAGUAUGUCAGAUUUUAUUUGGAACAAAGUAUCUUCAAUGCUCUUUGAUCUAGAAUCUCCUUCAUCCAGUGACUUGCUGUACAACAAUUUGUCUUCUCUUUUAUGCUGUGGAUAGCCUGUCUUGAGCAUCUAUGGAAUUCUGUCAUACUGACUGUUAUUGAACUGAGAAAUCUCGGUUCUGUUCUCUUAUGCUUUUUGAAAUUAGAUUCCUCUGAGAUUUUUUGUGUUUGUCCAUCCUCUAUUAAACCUGACUUUUUGUAACAACAGCUGCUACAUUUGUUAUCAUCUGUUUUUUGCAGGUCCAGAGUAAUAUUGUAGAUGGUAGUGAGGCUGGUGAAAAUGCACAGGAAGAUGUACUUAAUAGCACAGAAAGCAAUGGAACGUGUUCUGCAAAUCUUUCUGAUCGGUAUAAUAAACUGCAAGCAGUGAAGGUUGAAAUAGAUGCUGUGAGAUCUGCUCUUGAAUCCGAAAAUGAUUUGGAAGCUGAGACAAGUCCGCCAGAAAUUGAUAUCAAGGAAGAGCAGGAAGAUGCAGAAGGAAAAGAAAAUCAAUCUCAAGCUCCAAAAAAUGGUAAAGCACUUCAAUAUGCUCUUGCUUCUGAUCGAUUAAGGAGCUUGAUGAAAAGAAAGGCCCAGCUUGAAAAAGAAAUUUCAGAGGUGUCCAAGGACGGUGAAUCUGGAAGUUUGAUAAAGAGUAUUAUCCAGGAUGAUCACAAUUCGAAAAGAAAACUGAAAGAAAUUCAGAAAUCGAGCAAACAUCAAAACAAGAAGCUGAAAAGAGCUUCCUUAACCGAGGAUGAUGAUUUUGAUUCCAUUUUAAACGCUGCAUCGGCAGGAUUUGUUGAAACAGAAAGAGAUGAGUUGGUGCGGAAGGGAAUUUACACCCCUUUCCAUAAGCUUAAAGGCUUUGAACGUCGGAUCCAAGAACCUGGUUCUUCCAGCAGGCGCGAUGUUUCAGAUGAUGCAGAUAAGAGUGAUGAUUUUGCUACCUCCAGUGUAGAUAGAGCUGCUCGGUCAAUCUCAGAGGUUGCCCUGGCUCGUCCAACGACUAAGUUGCUGGAUUCUCAAGAAUUGCCAAAACUUGAUGCACCCACACGUCCCUUCCAAAGGUUAAGAGCACCCUUAAGACUUCAUGAUUCUCUGAAGACUCAUGCUCAAGAAAAUAAAGAUAGGAAAAGGAAAAAGAAGAGGCCUCUUCCUGCCAGAAGGUGGAGAAGAUUAUCUUCCCGUGAGGAAAUGUCGAGUAGAGAAAAUGAUGGCAGGACAUUUGGUGACGAAGGCGCCAAUGGAGAAGAUGAAGAUGCGGUUGUAGACGAAACUACUUUUGUCUCACUAGAAGGAGGGCUGAAGAUUCCAGAAGAAAUUUUUGACAAACUUUUUGAUUAUCAAAAGGUUGGUGUUCAAUGGCUUUGGGAACUUCACUGUCAAAGAGCUGGUGGAAUAAUUGGGGAUGAGAUGGGACUGGGUAAAACCAUCCAAGUGAUAUCAUUCCUAGCAUCACUGCAUUUCAGUUGUAUGUAUAAGCCAAGCAUUGUUAUCUGCCCUGUCACACUCUUGCGGCAGUGGAAAAGAGAAGUUCAAAAGUGGUAUCCUCGGUUUCAUGUGGAAAUAUUGCAUGAUUCUGCUCAGGAUGUGUCUGGUAGAAAAACGCAAGAGAAUCGCAGUGAGAGUGAUUGUGACAGUGAAGAUAUGUUAGAUAAUGAUGUCGAAGGAAGUUCACACUUUAGGAAUGGCGGAAAAUGGGAUGCCUUGAUCAAUCGCAUUGUAAGGUCACAGUCUGGCCUGCUGAUCACCACAUACGAGCAACUUAGGUUGCUGGGUGAAAAGUUACUUGAUUUUGAAUGGGGAUAUGCAGUUCUGGAUGAAGGCCACCGGAUUCGGAACCCAAAUGCAGAAAUUACUCUUGUUUGCAAACAGUUGCAGACUGUGCACCGGAUAAUCAUGACUGGUGCACCUAUUCAGAACAAGCUCAGUGAAUUGUGGUCUUUGUUUGACUUUGUUUUCCCAGGAAAGUUGGGAGUGUUACCUGUAUUCGAAGCAGAAUUUGCAGUUCCCAUAUCGGUUGGUGGCUAUGCUAAUGCGACCCCUUUGCAAGUUUCCACAGCUUACAGAUGUGCUGUGGUUCUCCGUGAUUUGAUCAUGCCCUACCUUUUGCGACGCAUGAAGGCUGAUGUCAAUGCUCAGCUCCCAAAAAAGACUGAACAUGUACUCUUCUGCAGCCUUACCGAAGAGCAAAGAUCUGUUUACCGGGCAUUUCUAGCUAGCUCUGAGGUGGAGCAAAUUUUGGACGGUAGCCGAAACUCACUUUCUGGUAUCGAUGUCAUGAGGAAGAUUUGUAACCAUCCUGAUCUACUUGAGAGGGAACAUUCCCUAAAUAAUCCGGACUAUGGAAAUCCUGAGAGGAGUGGCAAACUGAAAGUUGUUGCUCAAGUGCUUAAGGUGUGGAAGGAACAGGGUCACCGGGUUCUUCUUUUCGCUCAGACACAGCAGAUGCUCGAUAUUGUUGAGAGUUUCUUAAUUGCUGCAGGUUAUAGUUAUAGGAGGAUGGAUGGCUCUACUCCUAUAAAACAAAGAAUGGCUCUGAUAGAUGAAUUUAAUAAUUCAAAUGAUGUUUUCGUAUUUGCUUUGACAACAAAAGUAGGAGGUCUUGGGACAAAUUUAACUGGUGCUGAUAGAGUCAUCAUUUUUGACCCAGAUUGGAAUCCUUCCACGGACAUGCAGGCCAGGGAGCGUGCUUGGCGUAUUGGCCAGAAAAAGGAUGUGACUGUAUAUAGAUUGAUUACACGUGGUACCAUUGAGGAGAAGGUUUACCACAGACAAAUUUACAAACACUUCCUUACUAAUAAAAUAUUGAGCAAUCCACAGCAGAGAAGAUUCUUCAAAGCAAGAGACUUGAAAGAUCUUUUCACCUUGGCUGAUGAUGUAAAUGGUCACUCUACUGAAACGUCAAGUAUAUUCAGUCAGUUACCUGAAGAUGUAAAUGUUCUCGGCACUCACGGUGAUAAUCACAUUAGAUCAUCUCCUGUGGACACUGUCAAUUGCAGUGAAAGCGAUGAACCGAAUUGUCCAGAAGCUGAAAAUGAUGGCGAAAAGAUCGAUGAUCACAAUCAGGGGGGAAUUGAUGAAGAGACGAACAUUCUGCGGAGUCUUUUUGAUGCAAAUGGUAUUCAUAGCGCCAUGAAUCACGAUGCUAUCAUGAAUGCUCAUGAUGAGGAGAAGCAGAAGAUGGAUGCACAAGCCUCUCAAGUGGCACAGAGAGCUGCAGAAGCCUUGAGACAAUCACGGAUGCUUCGAAGCCGUGAAAAUGUAGCUGUCCCUACAUGGACUGGUAGAUCUGGAGCUGCUGGCGGACCAUCUGCUGUUGGAAGAAAAUUUGGUUCUUCUGUAAAUUCUCAACUGACUAGAAGCUCAAGUUCAUCGGAUGAUCUGAUUAAUCGAGAGGCAAAGAGACCCAACGGAUUUGCUGCUGGGGCCUCUUCUGGUAAAGCUUUAUCUUCAGCUGAGUUAUUGGCUAGGAUCAGAGGGAACCAAGAGAGUGCUGUAAGUCAAGGGCUAGAACAUCAGUUUGGUAGAUCCAUUGAGAAGAAACCUUCUGGGCCAUCAAAAAACUCAGCUGUCCAGCCAGAAGUAUUAAUUCGUCAACUCUGUACAUUUAUUCAAAGGAAUGGUGGAAGAUCUGAUUCUGGCAGUAUUGUCAACCACUUCAAGGAGAGAAUACCGGCAAAGGAUUUGCCACUGUUCAAAAAUCUUCUGAAGGAGAUUGCUACUUUGGAGAAACAACCUGGUGGCUCCUUCUGGGUUUUGAAGCCAGAGUAUCAAUGA